AUGGACAACCCUAAAUUGAAGAAGAUCAUCGAACUCAUCGAGUCAAAGAAGAAGUCAUCGCAUCCCUGGAAACGGCAGGAAAGAUUCGACCAGCCCUACUUCUCCUUCUCGCCUGAGACGUCCUCAUGGCAGCAGGUGAUGGCGUCCAAGAGUGCUCUAGAAGCGCCAGGGCUGUCGAGAUUCGUGCUCCUGUCCUGGAACAUCGAUUUCAUGCUGCCUUUCCCGGACGAACGGAUGCGAGCUGCUCUCAAGCACCUACAGUCGCAUGUGGACGGCACUUCGCUCCCCAGCGUCAUCAUGUUGCAGGAAAUGCUUGACACCGACCUGGCCCUUCUCCAAACCGAGCCGUGGAUUCGGGCCAACUACAACAUGACUGAUAUCGACAACAAGUACUGGGAAUCGGGCCACUACGGUACCUGUACGCUGGUCCCGAAGGUCUUGCCCAUCACAUCCGUCUUCCGCGUCCAUUACGAACAGACGGCCAUGGAGAGAGAUGGGCUGUUCGUCGAUGUGAAUUUUGGCAGUGGCCAGAUCAUCCGUAUCUGCAAUACGCACCUGGAGUCGUUGAUCGCGGAUCCCCCAAAACGACCUCACCAGAUGGCAACCGCCGCCAAAUGGAUGCAUGACCCGGGGGCAAGUGGCAGUGUUCUUGGCGGAGAUCUGAAUGCCAUCCAAGACUUCGACAAGACACUCCAUUCGGACAACAACCUUGAAGACGCCUAUUUGUCCCUUGGUGGGAAGGAAGACACUGAUCAUGGGUACACCUGGGGUCAGAUGGCGCCGACUAAGCUAAGAAACAUGUUUGGGUGCAGUCGGAUGGACAAAUUGUUCUUCUGCGGACUGCUGAAAUGCGAGAAAUUCGAGCGUUUCGGUUUGGGGGUCGAAGUCGAAGAGGAAAAUGUCAAGCAGGCCCUGAUCAAGGAAGAAGGACUGGAGGCCGGCUGGGUCACUGAUCAUCUGGGGGUGAAGGGAGAAUUCAGUGUCGACAAGGCUUCAAGCCCGAAAAUCUGA
Molecule: messenger RNA, 1011 nt
Organism: Fonsecaea erecta
Lineage: Eukaryota; Fungi; Ascomycota; Eurotiomycetes; Chaetothyriales; Herpotrichiellaceae
Exons: 1
Coding region: 1-1011 (336 amino acids)
Biological process (GO): double-strand break repair
Cellular component (GO): cytoplasm; PML body
Molecular function (GO): 5'-tyrosyl-DNA phosphodiesterase activity; single-stranded DNA binding
Source: RefSeq, a predicted model, not a curated record